UGGAAUAGUCGUAAUCAUUUGUAAUGUUAAUAAUUACGAAAUAACGUGAAACAUGAAUUUAAAUUAUGAUUAUGAAUUAUAUCAAUUAAGUGACAAAUUCCAAAGAUUAUAUUUAAUUUGAACGAAUUUUAUUCCAAUUUCCAAUAGAUGGGAGUAGUAUACGGCAGUUCCCAUGUUGGCGACUAAAAUAUCACACGUGUUUGUAAGCGGCUUGCGCAAAAAUUUAUUUCACCGAUUUCAAUCAUCAUUUUCAGCUAGUUGUGUACAGACCAGGAAUUGCUUAAGCAUGGCAUACUCCGUUAUCGAAAGAGGAUCUCCUUUUACCUGUGAUUACAGGGUAUAUAUUAAAGAUCAAAAUGGACCUAUUUCACCACUUCAUGACAUUCCUCUUGUUGCCGAUGAGAAUAAAAAAAUUUAUAACAUGGUAGUCGAAGUUCCCAGAUGGACUAAUGCAAAAAUGGAAAUUACCAUGAAGGAGAUAUUAAAUCCCAUUAAACAAGAUGUUAAAAAGGGAAAACCGAGGUUUGUUUCUAAUUGUUUUCCUCACCAUGGCUAUAUUUGGAAUUACGGAGCUCUCCCACAAACUUGGGAGAAUCCCGAACAUUUAGAUGAUGGAACUGGAUGCAAAGGUGAUAAUGAUCCUAUUGAUGUUAUCGAAAUUGGGUACAGAGUAGCAAAGCGUGGAGAAAUUUUACAAGUUAAAAUUUUAGGAACAAUUGCUUUAAUAGAUGAAGGUGAAACUGAUUGGAAAUUGAUUGCUGUUGAUGUAAAGGAUCCACUCGCAGACCAACUAAAUGAUGUAGCAGAUAUAGAAAAACAUUUCCCAGGACUUCUAAAAGCAUCUGUAGAGUGGUUCAAGAUAUACAAGAUUCCAGAUGGGAAACCUGAAAACCAAUUUGCUUUCAAUGGAGAAGCUAAACCAGCGGCAUUUGCACAUAAGAUAGUUGAAGAGGUACACAGGUUUUGGAAGGCACUUGUGAGUAAAGAAGUUGAUGCCAAGGGAAUAUCAUGUGUAAAUACAACUCUAGAUGGAAAUUCAUUUAAGAUUUCUGUUGAGGAAGCUUUAGAAGUAAUAAAUAAAACACCAGAAUUUGGACCUCCUAACCCAGUGGAGCCUAUUGUUGAUAAAAUAUUCUUUGUCAACACUAACGUUUGCUGCAAAUGCAGGCUCUAAGUAUAUUAUGUAGACAAAUGGCACUAUGUACAUCUGAAGUAAAUGAUAGCAAUGGGACUCAGGUUUUAACAGAACGUGCAUUUAUAUUUGAAUACUAUUUAUUGUUUUGCACUCAUGAUGUGUUUAUUUAAAUGAUAAUAAAAGUGGUAGCAAAAGA
Messenger RNA from Anoplophora glabripennis (Asian longhorned beetle), 1331 nucleotides. It is a transcript of the gene Nurf-38, whose product is annotated as inorganic pyrophosphatase. Gene Ontology annotation, molecular function: magnesium ion binding; inorganic diphosphate phosphatase activity. The record is from RefSeq and is a predicted model, not a curated record. Bases 173 to 1174 code for a protein of 333 amino acids. Lineage: Eukaryota; Metazoa; Arthropoda; Insecta; Coleoptera; Cerambycidae. Gene Ontology annotation, biological process: phosphate-containing compound metabolic process. Gene Ontology annotation, cellular component: cytoplasm. The transcript has 8 exons.